Molecule: messenger RNA, 1345 nt
Organism: Nicrophorus vespilloides
Lineage: Eukaryota; Metazoa; Arthropoda; Insecta; Coleoptera; Silphidae
Product: Williams-Beuren syndrome chromosomal region 16 protein
Exons: 7
Coding region: 12-1316 (434 amino acids)
Source: RefSeq, a predicted model, not a curated record
CAACCUCAAAGAUGACUGCUAGGAAAGUUAUAAAUGCCUUUAAACUAAUUAACAGACAGUAUUCAGUGAAAAGGAAAUUCCCAUUAGAUCCUAAGCAUGCUGAGGAAGUAUCAGUUUUCCAAUAUGUGGUUUCGGACCACAAUAGGAAUCGCAUCUAUGUGUGGGGAGAUGCCAGGACUGGAGCUCUAGGUAUACAAAAGACCAAAAGUAAAGAGAACACACAACGUGUGGAAUAUUUACAGAGUCCCAAGAGAUUACAUUUUGCUGAAAUGAAUGAGAUAAUUUCAGCAGCCUCAGGUUUUGGUUUCACUUUGUUUGCAACUAAGAAACAGGUAUUUGGUACAGGUUUAAAUACUGAUUCCCAAAUUGGUUAUCAUGAAAUAAGGACAGAUAAACCCUUAGGCAUUAUCUUUAUACCACUUCCAAUUCGUUUACCUCUGAAUGAAAAUACUGAAAUAAUGAAAGUAUCAGCGGGUAGGGCACAUGCAGCUGCAUUAACAACCGAGGGUUUAUUCAUGUUCGGCAACAAUUCGUACGGUCAAUGUGGUAGAAUAAUCGUGGAAAAUGAAGAUUACAGUAGAAAUAAAUGCUAUGAUUGUAUACGAGACAUCGAUGGGAAGAAGAUCGUCGAUGUCGAGUGCGGCCAAGAUCAUACGCUGGUGAUUUUAAGCGAUGGCAGCGUUUACUCUUGCGGUUGGGGUGCCGAUGGGCAAACCGGUUUAGGACAUUACAAAGUUGAAGCAAAAUUUACAAAAGUUCUUGGAGACAUAGCACAAGAGAAAAUCAUUAAAGUCGCCUGCAGGUCUGACUUUGUACUUGCAUUGAAUGACAAAGGCGAAGUGUUUGGUUGGGGAAACACUGAGUAUAAACAAAUAACAUUGCCUGAUGGUUCCCAGCAAAUAUGUAACCCAAUUUCAAUGAAAAUGCUGACUGGUUUAGGAAAGAUUAAGGAUAUUUCGACAGGUGGAUCUUUUUGCUUGAUCGUUAAUGAGGAUGGUAGAGUGUUCGUCUGGGGAUUCGGGUUACUAGGCUCUGGUCCAGAAGUGCAAGUCAGCGAAACUCCAUUAGAAUUACCAGUUCAACUUUUCGGAAAUAACGACUUCAAUCCGGACUCUUGCGUGGAGUCCGUCUCCUGCGGCUUAAGCCAUAUGGCAGCUGUGACCAAUCUGGGUGAUCUUUAUAGCUGGGGUAGGAACAGAAGCAGUUGUCUUGGUCUGGGCGUUUCUAUUGGUGCAUUUGUGAAUAAGGUUUUCUGUGGUUUGGACCACACCGUUGCCAUUUGUCAAUCUUAUAUAACGGAUGGACAACAAAAAUGAUCAUUUGUCCAUGUAUAUAAUAAAGUUUA